Messenger RNA from Fonsecaea pedrosoi CBS 271.37, 741 nucleotides. RefSeq lists its product as uncharacterized. Gene Ontology annotation, molecular function: structural molecule activity; clathrin heavy chain binding. Gene Ontology annotation, biological process: intracellular protein transport; clathrin coat assembly; clathrin-dependent endocytosis. The record is from RefSeq and is a predicted model, not a curated record. NCBI's taxonomy places the organism in Eukaryota, Fungi, Ascomycota, Eurotiomycetes, Chaetothyriales, Herpotrichiellaceae. The transcript is spliced from 3 exons. The coding region runs from base 1 to 741 and encodes 246 amino acids. Gene Ontology annotation, cellular component: plasma membrane; clathrin coat of trans-Golgi network vesicle; clathrin coat of coated pit.
AUGGCAGAUCGGUUUCCUUCCAUUGAAGACAUUGAUGCAGGAGAAAUAGAUGUCCGCCCUGAUCCGACCGCCCAAGGUAGCUUUCUAGAGCGUGAACAAGCGCUCCUAGGAGAGGACGCCGAACUCUUUGACACCACCGAUAGACCUGGCGCUGCUACUGUCGAAGACGACGACGAUUUAUUAGGUGGUGAUGGCGACUUCACAUCUGCUCCGGUACAGCCAUCAGGUGGUGACGGACAACAAGAACUGGACGACUUUGAAAGCUCCUUUCCCGCCAUCGACACCCGCAACGAGAGCGUCGCGCCAAGUGGCACCAUAACCGAUUCAACCUUCGGCGGCUACACAAACUACACUGCUCCGACACAAGACGAAGAGACUGAACCCAUCCGCGAAUGGCGAGCCAAGCGGGAUGCUGACCUCGCCCGUCGUGACGAAGCAAGCCAACGCAAGAAGGAAGAGACCAUUUCCACUGCACAAAAGGACAUUGAUUCGUUCUAUGAAUCAUACAACCGGAAAGUUGACAAGCAAAAGGCGCAGACUGCUAAAGAGGCCGAGGAGUUUUUGGCCAAAAGAGAAGACACCACUGCGGGCGGCACGGCUUGGGAGAGAAUCGCAAAAUUGGUCGACUUGAGCGGGAAAGGCCAGUCGGGCGGUGGGGAUGGAAGCUCCAAGAAGAGGAUGCGCGACCUGCUGCUCAGUCUGAAAGCCGACAAGGACGCACCUGGUGCGGCGGGGUUGUAA